Messenger RNA from Bactrocera tryoni, 1784 nucleotides. Its product is annotated as proton-associated sugar transporter A-like. The coding region runs from base 367 to 846 and encodes 159 amino acids. The transcript is spliced from 3 exons. The record is from RefSeq and is a predicted model, not a curated record. NCBI's taxonomy places the organism in Eukaryota, Metazoa, Arthropoda, Insecta, Diptera, Tephritidae. Gene Ontology annotation, cellular component: membrane. Gene Ontology annotation, molecular function: sucrose:proton symporter activity.
UUUUUCGUCACUACAGCGCAAACGCGCAUGCUUGAAAGUAGUAACGAAAUAUUGGUCUUAUAUGUUUAUUUCCAUAUUUUAAAUGCACGUAUUGCGACACAUGCUUAUAUAAAUAUGCACAUAUUUGACUAGUCGUACUAUGUUUCGUUGGUCAUGAAAUAGUUUUUUGAGAGUUGAGCAAGGAAACGAAAUAGUUAUUGUGCUGUGUAUUACUAGUAUUAAGUCAAAAUAUUAUUGGUUACAUAAAUUGUGUACAUAUAUUGUUAUCCUUACUCGUUAUUUUUUAUAUAAUAAAACCUCUCAAUUUGUAUGCAUCGAAUGUGAGUUUAUAAGCUGUACAAAACUUUUACAAAUUUUUUAAUUACAAUGGAGAAAUUAAAUGAAUACGAGGGUUUUUCUGGUCGGCUGCAUCACUGGCGUGAAUCUUUUAAAGAACUAAUUUUAACACAAAGGGAAAGGGAUUCGACAAGCAUUUUUGAAUUUUUUAAGAAUGCUGCGAAUAAAAAUUUUAGUGGAAAUAUUAGUGCUACUCAAGAUUUUUCACACAUAUACAGACAUAAAACUCGCAUGGAGUUCGUAAGGAUUUCUGCAGCUGUUAUGGGCAUUGAGUUCUCGUAUGCCGCUGAAACUGCCUUCGUUUCACCAACUCUGCUAAAAAUUGGUAUAGACCAUCAACAUAUGACUUUAGUAUGGGCUUUAUCACCAUUGAUAGGGUUCAUUGCGUGCCCUUUCUUAGGCUCGAUUAGCGAUCGCUGUAAUCUAAAUUUGGGGCGAAGAAGACCUUUUAUAAUUUUGCUGUCAAUAGGAGUUAUUUUUGUGAUGUCAGAUUUACGGAUAUUUUUUUGAACCUGCAAGAGGUAGUGCGGAUUCAUACCCGGAUUUUAAGAUUUCCUCGAAUUUAUUAUAUUAUAACAUUUAUUUUCUGUAUAUAUAAAAUAUGUAUUUUUGAAAAUCACGAAAAUUCGGUGGCUAUAGUUUAUAUCUGCAGUCAAAGAUGUUCUUGAGCAAUACAAUGUAUUACGUAUAUGUGCUAUUUUCAAUAAAUUUUAAUAGCCGUUGGAAUUAUGCACAUACGUACACAUAUGUAUCUAAAUUUUCAUGAUUACAGUCUACCUAUAGUGUACAAAACAAAUAUAGCAUUUCAAUCAGAAACUCCCAAAAUACAAGUUCUUUAUAGUCGAUUGGAAGACGUGCUCUAAAAAUUAACUUCCUGUUGUGUAAAAGAAGAUUAGACCGACAAAACCGAUACGGAGUUUAUAGAACCCAAAUAGACAAAAGAAAACCAAUUUACUUUGGAGCUUUGGGGAUCUUAAUUCAAUGUAACAAACCAAGAAAUCGAUUCAUUUCUUAAAUAGUUCAGGCAAUUUUACAUAACUUUUGCUACAGAAAGUUUUUCCCAUUUGCUGAAAAAGAGUUUAGCUGCGGCAAACUUGCUUUUUUAAAACCAAAUAACUUCCCGCAGUCACGAAAUAUUCAGAUAUCGCAAGCACUCCAAAUUUUUGGAAAAACUUCGCCACUAUAACAUUUAGUUUGCAUAGUUAAUUAGAAAAAUAACUAGUAAGGAAGGCUAAAUUCGGGCGUAAUCGAACAUUUCAUAGUCUUGCAACUAGCUUUUAAUUUUAUGGCGUUUUGUGGGCGUGGCAGUUAAUUGAUAAUGCUCAUCUACGAACCCGUCCUUUUUUUUCUAACAAGCAACACAUGUACCAAGUUUCAUCACGAUAUCUCAACUUUUACUCAAGUUACAGCCCGCACAGACGGAGGGAUUUCAGCUCGUCCCGUCAUCC